Messenger RNA from Drosophila miranda, 966 nucleotides. RefSeq names its product circadian clock-controlled protein. The record is from RefSeq and is a predicted model, not a curated record. The coding region runs from base 95 to 865 and encodes 256 amino acids. The transcript has 3 exons. Lineage: Eukaryota; Metazoa; Arthropoda; Insecta; Diptera; Drosophilidae.
CGGAUCCAAGCAGUUGCCCAUCGGCUAUGCAAGUGGUUCGAGGUUCGGACGGUUAUGAGAGCUUGAAAGUUUGUGAUCUUCAAUAAGUUGAAAGAUGCUUUACCUGCCCUUUAUAUUCUGGAUCACCCUGGAGCUCUUUGUCGGCCUGCAAUGCCAAACAUUUACUGACAAGGUGAAUAAAUGUCAUUAUGGAGAUGGCAAGUGCCUGGCAGAGUCGGCCAAUGCUUUGAUUCGUAAUUAUCCCAAGGGCAUACCCGAGAUCAAUCUGAAGCCCUUCGAUGUAGUGACAGUAAAGGAUUGGGUGCUGGUCAAUGACUCGCGAGUGGGCGGUGCCUGGUACUACUUCCAGCUAUUCAAUCAGGUAAACCUUGGCUUCGAGAACACCACAAUCACAGAGAUCAAGGGCUUCGAUCGGGAUCCCACCAAAUCCAAGAUAGAGAUUCAUGGCAAGAUACCCAGACUGGUGUACAAGGGCAAAUACCACGCCAAGGGUCGGAUGCUCUGGUUUGUGGAUAUCAAUUCCAAGGGUGACUCGAGUUCGGAUUUCCUCAACUUUCGCUUCGAUCUGACGCUGAAAGUGCGCACCGAAUACAGGAACAAUAAGCGAUACAUGAAAAUAUAUGAGGUGGUACCCAACCUACGACUGGAUCGCUGGAUCAUGUGGAUGGAUGAUUUCUUUCCCGAUAACUUUGAUAUGACCAUAGCUAUUAAUAAUCUAUUCAAUCGGAAUUGGGUCGAGUUCUGGAACGAAUUAGAGCCGAGAAUCCUGCUUCUGUUCGAAACGGUGUUCCUGAGCAUGUUUGAAGAUCUGUUCUACAACAUACCAUACGAUGAUCUCUUCCUAGCCGAUUCGGAGUUCAAUUAGCCAUUAAGAUAUCGGAUGUAGAAUUCUCUAUGCAUUUAUUUGUGCAUUCAAGUAUUAAAGUAUUAAAGCAAGAGGAAAAUGUGUGAAGAAUUCUAUCCAAA